This is a messenger RNA of Clupea harengus (Atlantic herring), 2837 nucleotides long. RefSeq lists its product as uncharacterized. Lineage: Eukaryota; Metazoa; Chordata; Actinopteri; Clupeiformes; Clupeidae. Gene Ontology annotation, molecular function: structural constituent of ribosome. Gene Ontology annotation, cellular component: mitochondrial small ribosomal subunit. The record is from RefSeq and is a predicted model, not a curated record.
UCUUAUUGGGUUGCUCACAUCGGAGGCAUGUUUGAAGCAGCAUAGCAUCCGUAACGUUAAGACUGUUGCUAGAGUUUUCGGGGUGACCGUCAUGAACCGAAAGUUAAUUCCCUCGUAUCGAGGUUAUAAAUUGUUCCUUUUUGCCCAGCUUAUUCAUCAACGUCCACAGACAUGCGUGUUCAAGUCAGCGAUCCCGGCCUGCAGGUCAGCGCUCCCAGCCUGCAGUCGAGCUCUCAGCUCCAGCCAGUCCUCUCGGGGGGAUGGAGGCCCUCGGAUGCCUCCUGAGACGGCUGCUGCCACGGAGACGGCUGCCACGGAGACGACUGGCAGCCAGAGCCAGGUUGAGGUGAAGGAAGCUGCUAAAGGGGUGAGUGUGGAGGCCACAGGAGUUAAGAUGGGCGACAGUGACACUGCAGCCGCCGCAGGAGACCCCCAGCUCCACGCAGCCGGCGAGAAAGCAGCUGAGAGCAGAGCAGGCUUGGGGGACACAGGAGCUGCUGCCCCGCAGGAAGUGGCUGCCCCCCCUCAGGAAGUGGCUGCUGCCCCACAGGAAGUGGCUGCUGCCCGUCAGGAAGUGGCUGCUGCCCCACAGGAAGUGGCUGCUGCCCCUCAGGAAGUGGCUGCUGCCCGACAGGAUGUGGCUGCUGCCCGUCAGGAAGUGGCUGCUGCCCCUCAGGAAGUGGCUGCUGCCCCUCAGGAAGUGGCUGCUGCCCGACAGGAAGUGGCUGCUGCCCGUCAGGAAGUGGCUGCUCCGCAGGAAGUGGCUGCACCUCAGGAAGUGGCUGCUGCCCCACAGGAAGUGGCUGCUGCCCCACAGGAAGUGGCUGCUGCCCGUCAGGAAGUGGCUGCUGCCCGUCAGGAAGUGGCUGCUGCCCGACAGGAAGUGGCUGCUGCCCGUCAGGAAGUGGCUGCUCCGCAGGAAGUGGCUGCACCUCAGGAAGUGGCUGCUGCCCCUCAGGAAGUGGCUGCUGCCCCUCAGGAAGUGGCUGCUGCCCCACAGGAAGUGGCUGCCCCCCCUCAGGAAGUGGCUGCCCCAGAGGCCCGCGCUGCUCCGGCGGAGGGCCGGGAGGACGGAGAGCUGCUUAAAAGCGGGAAGAAAAGUCUUUUGGAGUUACUGGGUGCCAUGAAGGUAGAUGUGACGACUAAGCGGAAAGUCAGGACGCAACGGCCUCCUCAGUUUGAGCAGCCAAUGAGGACCAAACCAACAAUGACUGUCGCCACGGAAACAACCAAGGGAAUGUUCCAACAAGCCUCAGCAGCGGCAGGGGAGAACAGCAUGAAGAGAGGAGCAGGCUUGGCCCCUGAGGUAGUUGCUGCAGCAACAGCAGCAGCUUCAACACUCCCUAAUCGUGGCCAGGCAACCUCAGAGUUGCUACGACAACUGAGACGCCAUGAAGCCCAGUCAGAGACCCAGCAGCGAGGGGCAGAAAGCAUCAGCAACAUCAUCGCUGAUAUGAAGGUGGGUAGACAAGGCAAUGGACGCCCUGAUGCCCGGCCAGCCAAUCAGAUUCGCUUUGAUGAGGAUGGGCGUGGCUACACAGUUGACAGAGGCAUCACCAGUGAACUGGAUGGAAUUCGACGAAGGAAAAGCGGCUUCUCUGGCAAGCGGUUAAACAUCUUUCCCACAAAGCCAGAUGAAUCACCCAGUCCUGACACAGGUUUGGGUCUGUCGCUAUGGGAACUUGAUCUGGCCAGUCGCAUAGCCAUGGCAACCAAUCAGCUUCCACAGAACGGCUUUGAGGAGAUGCUGCUCUGGACCAAACAGGGCAAACUCUGGCAGUAUCCAAUCAACAAUGAGGCUGGUCUGGAAGACGAGGCGUCCGUGGCGUUUCACGAGCACGUCUUCCUGGAACGCCACCUCGCGGAGGGCUUCCCCUCUCAGGGGCCGGUCCGACACUUCAUGGAGCUGGUGAUCGCCGGAUUGGCCAAGAACCCCUACCAGACGGCCAAUCAGAAGCAAGAGCACAUUGCCUGGUUCAGAGAUUACUUCCAGGAGAAGAGGCCGGUGCUGGACGAAGCGGAGGCGUACGUCAGCCUAGAACCUUAAAGGACCUUAAGAACGUUAACGGACCACAAGGCUCGAGAAGAAGAACCUUUGACGAGGCCAAGGAGUGCAGUAUAAGGACCUGCAGCACAGCAUUCAUCAAUUAGGGGGAAAUGCACACGAAACAGAACAGGAUCAAGGUCAAAGGCAAACUAAACAAUAACAACAACAACAACCACAACAACACAUCAGAGAACUGGCAGAUAAACAAUAACAAACACCACAACACAUCAGAGAACUGUCAGAUAAACAAUAAACAAACAACAACAACACAUCAGAGAACUGUCAGAUAUGGGAAGAUAAACAAUAACAAACACCACAACACAUCAGAGAACUGGCAGAUAUGGGGAGCCAAAUACGAGUACCAAUUUAAAAAAAGCCUUUCCCAGCAGUCGCUCAUGAUGACUCCCUCUUCCUGCAUGAAUAAGAUGGACGUGCAACAACCACACUCUCAUGUCCAUUUCAGAGAGCAAGAGAAUCAUUAUUUCAAAUAAUUUAACAACUCCUGAUACGAGAGAAUGAUUAAACGCCAUCAGAAAUCAAAUGCCUUUCUUUGGCCAUUUCAGAGAGCAGAGAAUCAUUAUUUAAAUCAUUUAACAUCUCCUGAUACGAGAGAAUGAUUAAACACCGUCAGAUAUCAAAUGCCUUUUUAUCUUUGGCUGUGCCCUGUGUGUGUUUCUUCACUAUAUUGAUGUAUAUUUAUGUUCUUUGUUUGACUACUUUGACUGUAAAUCAAAACGCUGUACAGGCUCACCACUUUACACGAACCAGUAAUAAAGCUGUCUGCACGUUA